Messenger RNA from Didymodactylos carnosus, 305 nucleotides. The record is from the annotation of a GenBank genome assembly. NCBI's taxonomy places the organism in Eukaryota, Metazoa, Rotifera, Eurotatoria, Philodinida, Philodinidae.
AAACGUCAAUUUGAUGAAGAUGGAUACCACACAAUCUACCUGAAAAGUCGUAAGACAUUUAAUGUACGACAAUUAGCUACAUUAAAAUCUCUGUAUCAUUGGCGAGAUAAAUUGGCUCGAACGGAAGAUGAAUCCACCGGAUAUGUGUUACCUAAUUAUAUGUUGUUACGAAUAUCUGAAAUGUUACCCAAAACGGCUGAAGAUAUUCGUGCAUGUUGUAAUCCUACUCCCAUAUUAGUUCGGCAAAAUUUACACGAUAUUUAUCAAAUUGUACAACAAGCAAACGAUAUUCAGAUUGAAACCGU